GGCCAGUUCAUCUUGCACCGCCCGCAUGGUCCAUCCAAGAUGGCAGCCAAGCGCGAUCUGAGGUGGUCGCGGCGGUUGCUGUGGAGGUUGUGGCUGGUCCCGAACGCUCCACAGAACCCGGGAUCCGGCCUGGGCCUAGAAGCGAGGACUUAUUCCCAGGGCGACGGCCCAUACUCGCGCACCGCGCUCUAUGAGCUGCUCGGCGUCCCCUGCACGGCCACGCAGGCGCAAAUCAAGGCGGCCUACUACCGGCAGAGCUUCCUCUACCACCCAGACCGCAACUCGGGGAGCGCGGAGGCUGCCGAACGCUUCACGCGCAUCUCCCAGGCCUACUUGGUGCUGGGCAGUGCCACCUUGCGUCGCAAGUAUGACCGCGGCCUGCUCAGCGACGAGGACCUGCGCGGGCCUGGUGUCCGGUCCUCCAAGGAGCCCGCCGGCAAUGCGGGCUCGCCCCGCGCCCCGCCACCUGCCUCUCGGGCGCACAGUCGUGGUCAGGCCGCGGCGGGCGCCGACCGCACCAUGUUCGACUUCGACGCCUUCUACCGAGCGCACUACGGAGAACAGCUGGAGCGCGAACGGCGCCAGAGGGCCCGGCGAGAGGCCCUGCGCAAGCAGCAGGAGGCCCGGGCCAAGAAGGGCUUCCGCUGGGACGAGACCCGAGACACUUUUGUGUUCCUUCUCUUAACAGUCUUCGUCAUCGUGGGCUUUCGUUCUUAAUCGGAGAGAGGAGGAAAGGGGACCAGCCCCCAGCCGGCCUUUCCUGUCUUCUUGAACCCUCGCCUUCCAUAGUCUACCUCUGCUGGGGUCCGAGGGAACUGCUCUCCCCCUCCUCUUCCCCGCCCGCCCAGCUUAGCCAUUCACCUGCACGGCCCUCCCCUACGGUCCAGAAAAAGCUUUUCGAUGCCCAAGAAGAAGAGUCCCGAAAGCCCGAGAGUGAAGGGUUUUCUGGAGUCCCUUGGGUGCCAAUUCCAGAGGUUGCCUUCCUGAUGUUGUCAACUUCUGGAACACUUGCUCUGGCUUGAUUGUAAAGCUCUGAGCAAGCGUUGUCUGCUCCUGCCCCACGUUUGUACCGUGGGGCUCCUGUGUAACCUUGAACCGUGCAAUGUGACCCGUUGUUGGCUGCCAAAAGAAAAAUUCUGGGGUUGUCCGAACCUUGUGUUUCUGUGAGUUCCCCAGCCACAGGUGAGACCCGAUGUAGGGUAAGAAUGGGAUCUUUGGAAACCUUGCCGUUUUGGUAUGAUCAGCCCUAGGCCCCACUCCCCCUUCUGUCCGUGGCAUGUGGGAGUAGGAAAGCAAGGUCAUGGAGCAUUAGGAAUCGAGUGCUCCUGUACCCAUACUUAUCUAAUGUGUGACCUCAGAGAAAUUACUCUGUGGCGUGACAGCAGAGGAACAAAUCAUUUGCUCUCUUGAGGUCUGUCACACUUGAUUAUCCAGUUCUAAUGGGCUCAGUGAUUAAAACAUGAUGUUAGCAGAGUCAGAUUUAUCCUUGGGACAAUGUGCCUGUCUCCUGGUCAUUCCUUGGCCAGCCACCCCGUCACUAACUGUGCAGCCCCAUCCCCUCCCUGAAAUAGAGCAACAAACGGGGGGUUUGAGUCCAGCAAACUGGGAAUGUGGCCUGUCCUCUUGUUUAACCCCACAAGUCAAGUCCUUGAAACUUGGCUGCUUGAGUGUGGAGUAGACGGUACUUCUAAGGGAGAGGAGGCAUGUGGUGGAAACUUGGGUCUUUAUUCAGAGCUGGCUGAGGCUUUUUUCCCUCUGGGUUUCUAAGUCGAGCUAAGCGGUUGGUCAUCACUUGGCUGGAGCUGUGGUAGUCAGGCUCUCGAUUAUGUGUCCCUGCACACGGAGUCUGUGUGUGGGCCGUGAGAUUUCAGCUGCUCACGUAUUUAUGCACUGGGGCUAAGUGUAAAGCUGUGGGAUAGGAAAAUCUUUGCAAGAGUGAGGACAGAAGCGUAGGUUCUAAACCAAGCCAGAGGCGCAUUGGUAAAUUAGUAAGAACUGCUCUUGUGAAAUCCUUGUAAUUAGGAUAAGGCCACAGCUCGUUCAAAUUGGUGUCUCGGAAAGGAUUUUGAUUCUAGCCUUGGAAGUCAGGGGCAAGCUCUUAGGACUUUGCAGUGAGCACACGAUUCAGUGGUAAAGAUUUGAGCCUGCUUUGGAUUCAAACUCGGUAGGCUCAGCUAGCCUUGGUUUGGGGGGAGGGGCACAUGUACUUUUAGAAAGAACAUUUAAUGUUAUUAUGUUUCGUAUUUGGAAAACAAGUCCUUUUUGAAGUACAAACAACAGGAAGUGUUGGGCUUAGUAAAAUGUGCCAGAAACUUGGUGGUUCUCAACCAAGCAGCUGGACGCAUAACAGCGUGUCCUUGGGGCGAGGUUCUAUCAGAGUUUCUGUCAAAAAGGAGGAUUGGUGUUCUUUUGGGGGGUAAAAGCACUAGUGGUCUGUGAUAGCUGGGACCUUUCUCAUGGGCUCCUUGAUAUAGACCUCCCCCAAGUUUGUUUUCUGUCAGUAAAUAUCAAAGCCAAGAACAUUCCCUGGGGCCUCUGAACACAGAGGUAUAUAGAAGGUUCCAGAAGGUUGGGGGAGGGGGCAGACCCUGUGAAACUUCUGGAACAUUCCAUUCAACUCCAAGCAGGAUAGUCAAUAAAGUUCAUUGAUCAUCCAACUGUAAACCUCUCCUUAGGCCUUAGAACCAGGCUCACGCUAUUACAGUGCCAUCCUACCUGCCUCAGGUUUGUUGUUUUUUUUUUUUUUUUAGCCCAGAGCUGAACUCGAAGUUCCCACUCAAUACUCUCCCUAAAACGGAGUCUGGGUCCUUUAUGGAAGGGGAGAUGUGUGGGAGGCUUUUUGAAGGAUCCCCAAACUGGUUCCCAUCAUAUUUCCCCCUUCCCACCUAUCCCCUAUGAUUGCCCUAAGUCGUUCCUUUCUCAGUUUCUUAUCUGCCCUAAGGAGGAGAGGCUGAACCAGGCCAUGAACGUUACCCCUGCCUUCUAGGGGCUGCUUCCCAAUUCCUGAUAGUGGAGGAAGGCUCAGACAUGUUCAAUUUUAGUCCCUUUUCUCCUUUUGAUCACAAACUAAAACAAAACUCUCUGGAAAGUUGGACCUAGGACAGGAGAAGAUAACAGCAGCCCAGCCUGCCUCAGACUGUUCACUGGGGUGGGAAUGGGAUUGCAAGUACAGCAUGAGGGUGAAUGAGCAGCACACACAAGUCCUGAACGGGGAGACACGGACAAGACAGUAGUCAAAGGUGUACUUGUAUAGACAAUCCUGAUACUGUUUUUGGACUUGAUCAGGACUUUAUUUCUCCUGAGCCAAACUUUGCCCUUUGUUGCUUUUUGUUUAUUGCUGGGUGAAGGGAUCCUUUGCAGAUCCCAGCGCUGAGGGAGUAGGAUUUCUUGCUUCCCUUCUGAGGUUCUGGCAUUUUGUUCACUCGGUGCACCUUGCCUUCCAUAAUGAUCCUAGCAUGAGCCAAGAUGAAUAUGAAUAGCCUACCUUAGACCAAUGAGUUGUCCAUUUGGUCUUUAUAUAUAUAGCGUGCGCGCGCGCGCACACACACACACAGUCCUUAAGGUCACAAGCCUAGGCACCAAGGAUGGAGCCCAAGUAAGUUGCCACCAUACUCCUUUUUGGAGAAAUGGUAGCAGGGUGGGGGUGGCAUACCUCAGACCUUCCUGGCAAGGUCACCAGAUCCCAGGAAGAGAGGCUAGUAAGUGGUAGUGUUCCUUCAAUCCUCUGUCUUGAAUUCAGUGCACUAGAAAUGUGGGCUCUAUCCUGGUCUUUGCCUCCUCUCAAUUCCUCAGCCUUGUGACAUCACACACUGCCCCCUGCCUAUGAUCAGGAUCAUAGGAGGAAGCCUGCCUUGCCUACCUUCAGUACCUUGGUUCUCAGGCCCAGCUUGUGGGCCUGGUGGCCGUAGGGUUUGUGCAAAGCAGUUGAGGGUCCCUCUGUUACUUUGUGAGGAUGACCAUGAGACCUGAAUCUAGGUCCUCGUGGCGAACUUGCAUAUACUGAGAACGCUCAGUGCCAUCAUCCCCAAGAAGCAGGUGCAGAGAGCUCCUCUUCACUUGCUGUGAGGUCAUGGUGUCACUCUCAAUCUCUCUCUUAAGGCUGGGGUCCUCUAACUAGACUUCAAGUGCGUUCGUCAUCCCAUCCUGCUUUGUGCCCCUUCAGCGUUCACACCCUCAGUUCUGGGAGGGGGCUGCUGGUAGACAAGAGAAGGCCUGUUUCAGGAGUACCAAGAAUGGGCUGAGAUCUGGUCCCACAGGCCACACAGCCAACUUGCGCACCGUGUCUGGCUGUGGCUAGCCCAGCAGCUUCAAAAGCUUUAGCCAAUGUUCAGAACUUGGGAGACUGUAUAAAAAUCGAGAUUUCUGACUUCUCUCAAAAAAUGAGAAAACACGGGCACCUGGGUGGCUCAGUCGUUAAGCUAUCUCUCUCUGUCAAAUAAAUAAAAUCUUUAAAAAAGAGAGAGAAAACGUGCUGCCGUUGCGCUCACUCACACACUCGUACUGGCACUUGGGAAAAGCUGUAACAUCUACCUUUUAGAGAGGACAUGGCUCCCCCGUUUGCUGCGUUCCCACCAACAGCAGGGAAGUGUAAAAGGCCUUGAUCUACACACUUGGCCGUUUUGCUCAUAAUAGAGAAAUGUCUCUCUAUGCA
Molecule: messenger RNA, 4651 nt
Organism: Mirounga angustirostris (Northern elephant seal)
Lineage: Eukaryota; Metazoa; Chordata; Mammalia; Carnivora; Phocidae
Gene: DNAJC30
Product: DnaJ heat shock protein family (Hsp40) member C30
Exons: 1
Coding region: 40-717 (225 amino acids)
Source: RefSeq, a predicted model, not a curated record